Linum trigynum is the source of this 1080-nucleotide messenger RNA. The record is from the annotation of a GenBank genome assembly. Lineage: Eukaryota; Viridiplantae; Streptophyta; Magnoliopsida; Malpighiales; Linaceae.
AUGCCUAAUAUGUACAUUGUUCUCCUAGUUAAGGGUCAAGACCCCACCGGUCAAGAAAUUAAUGUGACUUGUGAAGUACAACAAUUAUUAGGAAAUAAUCGAGUUCGGGAUGUAGCUAUGAGUGCUACAGAUGGUUUAAUGAGAGGAAUGGAAGUGAUUGACACGGGAACUGCCCUAAGUGUUCCUGUCGGUGGAGCAACUCUAGGAAAAAUUUUCAACGUGCUUGGAGAACCUAUUGAUAAUUUAGGUCCGGUAGAUACUUGCACAACAUCCCCUAUUCAUAGAGCUGCGCCCGCCUUUAUACAGUUAGAUACAAAAUUAUCUAUUUUUGAAACAGAAAUUAAAGUAGUAGAUCUUUUAGCCCCUUAUCGUCGUGGUGGAAAAAUCGGAUUGUUCGGUGGAGCUAGGGUAGGUAAAACAGGACUAAUUAUGGAAUUAAUCAAUAACAUUGCGAAAGCUCAUGGGGGUGUAUCCGUCUUUGGCGGAGUAGGCGAACAUACUCAUGAAGGAAAUGAUCUUUACAUGAAAAUGAAAGAAUCUAGUGUAAUUAAUGAAGACAAUAUUGCAGAAUCCAAAGUAGCUCUAGUCUAUGGUCAGAUGAACGAACCGCCGGGAGCUCGCAUGAGAGUUGGAUUGACUGCACUAACCAUGGCAGGAUAUUUCCGAGAUAUUAAUGAGCAAGAUGUACUUCUAUUUAUUGACAAUAUCUUCCGUAUUGUCCAAGCUGGAUCCAAAGUAUCCGCUCUAUUGGGGAGAAUGCCUUCCGUUGUGGGUUAUCAACCCACCCUUAGUACCGGAAUGGGUACUUUACAAGAAAUAAUUACUUCUAACAAAGAGGGGUCGAUAACUUCCAUUCAAGCGGUUUAUGUACCUGCAGACGAUUUGACUGACCAUGCUCCUGCCACGACAUUUGCACAUUUAGAUGCUACUGUUGUACUAUCAAGAGGAUUAGCCGCUAAAGCGAUCUAUCCUGGAGUGGAUCCUUUAGAUUCAACGUCCACUAUGCUCCAACCUCAUAUCGUCGGUAAUAUUGAUGAAGCUACUGCGAAGGCUAUGAACUUAGAAAUGAGAACAACUUGA